AGAUCGAUUCCCAUUUGCUCCCUGUGUCCACGGAAGAACACUCCCACAGCAGUUGGUUUUGCCUUUUGGAUGUGGAGACGGGCGCCGGCAGUUACGAAAUUAUGUCAUCAGCAGCACAGGGAUCUUAACUCGCAGCCCGCAACCUGAGUCUCCAUCUACGACCUACAUCUACUGCUUCUCCUUGCUGUGUGUCUCCCCGGGGCUUCGAUUUGAAUGGCCCUCACGGCUCCCAUUUGUUGAGUCUACUGACUGCAUGACAGACUCUGAGAAAAUCAAUCCAUUUUGCCCUGUUUACCUGCCUUGUACGCACCCAUUAGCCUCCGAGUGGUUACCCAGCCAAGCUAGAAAUCCUCAGCUGCAUGUGUCCAUGCGAGCAAGGCUGAGUACUGACCACACCGAUCAGUGUUAACUGCUGUCAUUUUAGCAGUGGGGCCUAAGUUGUCGCCUACCCAGCUUCUUCUUUCUCACUCUCCUUAUCCAUCAUCUGUUGCCGCCGAAUACCUCUGUUCUUCAACUCACUGCCUACAUAUAUUGCAUGACUAUGGAUAGAGCUGGUGAAGGCGGGCCGAUUUUGACCUCGGAAAAUUUUCACAGCAAUGCGCUUGGGCUAUCACGGGCUACCUCACCCGGCGGAGAGCCUGUGGGUAUAAACGGAGAGGGUCAGCGCAAGGCACGAGUGCGGCCUCGAACGUAUCCAUACUUCAAAUAUCUGCCAUACCAGAUCGAAGAUGAGGCCGAAAGAGAACGGAAUUUACGCGAGAUACUGAACUGUCUAUACGUUUCCGUGGAAUCGGGUGAUUUUAGUCCCGGAGCAACCCACUGGACUCGCGAGCUCAGAGGAUGGCUCUCGCUCAAGUUCGACCCGACCCGGCAGGAGAGGAUCAAUCUCGUCAAGCUAUACUACGAACUUGCACUUGCGCCGGGCAUUGAUCCCAAUGUGUCUGAGCGGUUUGCAAGCAUGUUCAUGCUUCUCACGAAGCGCAAGCAUUAUCUCAGACCGGUCAAAGAUCUUGUAUUGGAUUGGAGGCCUCUUUACAAAGAGCUAAAAGCCUUUGUUUUGCCUAGUGAAUCAGGUCUGGUCCAUUCCACCAAUUUGAAGCGAAAUAUCAAAACCCUCACAAAGCUCUCUGCAUUUACGCAAUUGUAUUUUGAUCCAUGUGAACUGCCAGCUAUGCUAGAGGAAUUUCUUCCCCAUUACACCACAUCAUUCUCAGAAGGCGCAUUUGUUGUAGUUGGCCUGAUGAAUUUGUUGCUCCCCACCAGCCCUGCCCCCGAAGAUAGGGAGGACCUUCUGCCACAGCACUACUUGCCAACGUGUUUCCACCUCUGGUCAUUGGUUGGUCGUUCAAAAACCUUUGAUAUGACGUUUGUUGACUACCUCUCUCGGCUAGCUCGGGAUUCUUUGCCCGCUGGCCAUAUACCCUUCUCUGAACAUGGUAUCUUUACCAAAGAGCAGUCGUCGCUCGUUUUUACUGCCAUCCUCAGGCUCUUGGAGAUUCCUGUCGGGCAGUCAACUUCACCGUAUAGUGCGCUUGUGGACAUAUCGUCCGGCCUAGGUAUCAUGCUUGACAGGGACCCACGGAAGCAUCCCGUUGCGCACCAUAUUGCACGAUGGGUCGUGAUGUCCCUUUCGCCGGCAUGUCUCGGUACUCGGGAUUCAGUGCUCUCGCAACUUGAGGGCCUUAUACAGGCUGUAGAGACCUUCUUUCAUCCCUCGAAUCUGGGAAGUUGGACGAAGACUUUGGCCCAGCUGGUGUACUAUCUCGCUGAUUUCUUCGUUAUGCGCUGGAAUCGAGAGCAGAGCGGGGAGCUGGAACUUCCACCAGAGCGCAGACUGACUGAACCCUUGAAACAUCGGUUUGUGCUGUGCCUCCGCGACGUGGUAUUUAUGGGUAUCUAUGCGAAAAGUGGUUCAGCGAUGACCUUCUCGUUGUCCACAUUGCAAAGCCUGGCCUAUUUGGAGCCUCAUCUUAUUCUACCUGGUGCUUUGCAGAGGAUCUACCCAUCUCUACAGGGACUUGUAGAAGUUCACCGGACAACAUCUUCUCUUCGAGCAUUGCAGGCUCUAUCACGGAUUAUUGCCCGAACAAGGGGCUAUCGCUGCCACUUGACAACGCUGCUGGGGCUUGCGCUCCCCGGCAUCGAUGCAAAUGAUCUUGAGAAGUCCCUUUAUACCCUGUCAUUCAUCCAGUCUGUCUGUUAUAACAUCCCCAUGGUUGACUUGACGAAAGGAAGGGAAGAUAUUAAUUGCAACAUGCUCUUGUUGCAGUGGAUUGGGGGCGAGAUGGAGAGGAUGGAAGAAGAAGGAGUAAAUGUCCAGCUACGUUAUGAGACAGAUUUGAGUGACGAGAAUGAAGAACUGAUCCUCCGUUCCUCAACGUGCGGCUUUGGAGAGUUCAUUGGGUCCUUCCUGGGCCGCGUCUUCACUCUACUUGAAAAUCUACCUGACGUGUCUAGGGUACGCAACGGCUCUCCUGAAGAGAAUAUCGUAAACACAUUGCCUGCGACGUUUAUGCCGUUCCUUUCGUGUCUCUCACCCGAGUAUUACGAUAUCGCUUUGUCGAAGAUCGUUGAUUUCGUAUCCAACCACGUGAUCCACCAAGCUCGUGACGCGAUGGCAUUCAUCUGCAACGCUGUUUGCAAAGUGAAUCCAGAAAAGGCUCUGAAGUACUUUGUCCCUGUUCUGAUACAAUCCAUCCGCACAGAGAUUGAUGACAAUGGCGCUGGCUCGACAAGGACCACUGGAACGGACGUCCUCCCCCGCGACCGCGCUUUGGUCUGGAACAUCAGCUUGUUGAGUAUGUGCGUGGUGCACGUCGGAGAUGCAGUUCUAAAGUAUCGAAAAGAGCUUUUCGAUAUCGCUGUCUACAUGCAGCAGAAAUGCAGAGGCAUUCCAACCGUCCACAUCUCGAACUAUAUUCACCAUCUACUCCUCAAUCUCAUAGGAACCUAUACCGUUGAUUAUGCGUUAUAUGAACCUGAUAUCAUUGCUCGAGGAAUCGGGCCCGAGGAUUGGAGCUAUCAGCCGGAUCCGCAAAACUUAACCGUCAAGUGGCAUGUCCCCAAACGAGAAGAACUUCAGUUCGCUGUUGAACUUUUCAAGAACCAGGCCGGGACGGCUCUCGAGCAGCUGACUGCACUGACAAACGGGACAUCCAGCGUCAAACGCGAUGGGAGUGGCAAAGAUUGGUCGGACGAAGUGACCCGGAAUCUAGUGCUGAUAAGGCUCCUCCUUUCUGGCAUUUCCAUGCUUUUCGACCCGAAAAGAGCUUCCAAAACAGAAAAGGCUGUACAAGGCGGAAAACCAAUGGAUGCGGGUGACAUUUCAAUGGAGGAUGCUCAAGAUUUCCCUCCUGACGGUGGCAAAGAGGAUUCAGAUGACGAUAUAGACCUUGAUAGUUCUGAUGAGACCGAGGUCAGGAAGAACUUUACAUAUCCUACCGGUUAUCCCCUGGAGGAGUCGGAUCCCUUAUACAUUACCAUUCACGAGACCAGGGAGCAAGCUGGUCGGGUUUUGCAUGAUGUGCACAGAUUCCUAACAGACAAGCAGGAGGAUGAUGUGACUUGUUUUGCUGCUCUUUAUUCGGCAUACAAGUCAUGGUUUGUUGACGUCAGCAUAGAAAGGUCUGCUCAUGUACUAGACAGAGUUACACGACUGCUUGCUGCAGACAGCCACCCGUACAGGAUGAGUGGCGUUCGCAAGGACUAUCCUCGGCCGUUGCUCGUGCGAAGAGCCACUGUAUAUCACCUGCAACGUUUGAAACAUAAUGCUGCCCCAAGGCCCCGAUCCAGGUUGGAUGAGAUUCUCCUUUUGGACCUUGCAGAAUCCUGUGUCUCUCUGUACACGGAGACCCGCCGCAAUGCUCAAGGCGCCGGCGAGUCGGCACUUAGAGUCAUCUGGGGCUCUCGGCUCCUUGUGAUACCUCCUUUGCUGAAAGCACUGCAGAAGGGAGUUAAGGAGAAUGACUAUGCACGCAUCAAGGGUGCUGUGUAUUCCUUACUAUUAAGCAGCCUCGGAAGAACAGUCGGGCGCCACUGGAAAUAUGCCCCUACCCUGAUCAGAACCUUCCUCGAUGCAAGUGCGGUCGAUAAACCAUCGGUGCAAAAGAUAUGUUCCAGUGCCAUGUUUGAAGUAAUGGACUUUGGUCGCGCUAUGGAACGAAUGGCGAUAUUGAAUCGGGCUGUUGUCGAGGCCAUUGCUCCAAGCAAAGAUGUCAGGGGCGUGAUCAUGGAAAAACGCGAAAAAAUCAACAGGAAACGAGUCGUUAUUGAGAAGAAGAAAGCCGAUCUAGCAGAGGAAUUGGUAAACUUGGCUAGGGUAUCUCACUGGAAAAUUGCCAGUCGAGCGGCGACGAUCGUGAUUACCAUGGGUCUAAGAUUCGACUAUAUCGCGAGUCAAAAUCUCACGGAGCUGGUUACCCUUGGGUCAAUCGAUGAUCACCCAGGCUUACGCACCAUGUAUGCUGAAGCGCUCGUUGCGUUGUUUACGAUGAUUGAUGUCCGAGCUAUCUGCAAGCACGACUAUGAAAACUAUAUUGCGGGUCACCAGCAUUUUGAAGCAAAGAUCAGCGUCACUACCAAGCGGUAUGAGAGGGGCUGGACUGAGGAGUAUCUGUCCAGUUUUGCCAAACCAGAAGCUGAAUACUAUAUUGAUCAUGACUUCCCCGGCUGGCUUGUAUGGGCAGAGUCGAUGCCUGCGUACAAGUCCAAUGUUCGGCGGGAUAUAGAGUAUGACGAAUUAGAGUGGAAUGUACGGGCUUAUAUGGGGAAGCUAUUCACCAGGGACUGGUUCUCGAAGUACUUCAUGUACAUAAAACAGGAACCGCGAGAUCCUUCGGCGGACAAAUUCCGGAUGUCCCAUGCGAUGAUGCUGCUAUACGCUUUUGAAUUGAUGUUCCGGGAUGAACUCACGGCUGCCACUUUCGAGGAUAUUAAGGAAGAGAUUGCGGCUGUGUUUGAGGAUGGUAGUGACAAGCACCAACAUAGGGCAACUGCAGAAAUUCUUGGAGCCAUGUUCAACUCCGCUAUUGAUGCAAGCGUGGAGAAGCGAACCAUGAUUUGGGAAUAUGCCUUCCCCAUCGUGCGAAAGGUUUUUACCGAUGGACUCAACCCUGAAAAUUCCGGCUACUGGACGACAUUUCUUCACAUGGUCAUGCAGUGUCGGGAUCCACGACGAGCGUGGCCCUUGGUCGACUGGCUUGCAAGCUUCCGUCUAGAUAUGGCGACGAACGCUGCCUUCAAAGAAAGCUCCAAGAUCAACAUGCUGCAUCAGUGUAUCAUAGACGCUGGGUGGCAUUUUCAGCUCGAGAAGCCCAUUGUCGAGGACUUCCUUGCCCACCUUGACCAUCCGUAUAAAGGAGUCCGUGAGGCGAUGGGUCAAACGCUGGCGACGAUAUAUCGCACAAGGUAUCACGAAUCAUAUCCUGAUGUGAAAACGCUCCUCACAUCGCAGAGAUCAACCUCGUCUGUUGGCACUUAUCCGUAUUUGCCGAACGAAGAGUUCAGCAAAAUGAUUCGCAGCGUCUUCGGUCAGCUUGAAAAAUGGCGACAUGAGAGACAGCCAGGCCAGAAAACGCCUACGCCAUACACUUCCGGUAGCAAGACAGUUCUCCUCUGGCUUGAUUCCACUCUCUCCUCUCAUGAAUGUACCCAACUCGUCCCGUUUUUCCCAGACGUGUUCACAGCGCAGCUCUUGCACAUGAUGGAUAUCAAAGAAGACCCAGAGCUUCAGUCCCUGGCGUACCAUGUUUUCCGGCAUCUUCCAAAUAUUCCCUAUCCGUCUGAGCAAAAUUCCGAAUUCAUCCAAUCUCUCAUACACAUUGGGAAAACGUCGCCUUCAUGGCACCAGCGGCUACGAGUUAUGAUCAACAUUCAGAUUAUCUAUUUCCGCCGCCUCUUCUUGCUCUCCGCCAGUGAUCGUGAUAAGCUAUUCGACUGCAUAGCGGAUAUGCUUCAAGACCCUCAGAGUGAAGUGAGAGCUGGCGCCUCGACAACCCUCUCUGGCAUGAUUCGCUGUUCGCCAGUUUCGCUCCGAGAAGAAGUCGUCCGGAGAUUGGAACAGCAGUUCACGAAAAUCUUAAAAGAGAAUCCUUUCCCGAGGAGACCCAAAAAUGGCCGCUCAGGUAUAUCAUCUGCAGCAUCGUCGGGAGCCGGCACUCCAACGCCAGAACACAAUCGGCUCAUAAUUCUCCGCCAUGGUGCAGUACUGGGAUUGGGCGCGUUGAUUGAAGCGUUCCCAUAUGCCAGUCCUCCACCUAAGUGGAUGCCAAACGCCUUGGCGACAAUAAGCGUUCGAGCUGCGAAUGAUCCAGGAAUUGUAGGGUCGAGCGCCAAGUCAAUUAUCAGUGAGUUCAAGAAGACCAGGCAGGAUACAUGGCACAUAGAUGCGAAAGCCUUUACACAAGAUCAGCUUGAAGACCUUUCGGGUGUCCUUUGGAAGAGUUAUUUUGCCUAGAAGCUCUACGGUAGCCGGAAGCUCUGUAGUUGCGGUUGGAUAAUGUCUCUUGGGUUAAUCCUACAAUUCCAGUCAAGGAUUGUCAUGGGAAGAAAAAGCGCGGGUAGUUGAAGUAUCUCUCGUGCCACUCAGUGAGGAACAUGGUCUCAGGGUCUGCUUUUGGCGAUGGCCUCUGAGUCUUUUGACUCGUUUGGCUUGUGCCAUUCCAUGCAAUGAAAUAUGGAAACUCCUUUCAUACUAUAGGUUCGUGUAUCAUUAGGUUUUUGAAGGCUGGCAUAGGUGCUGGUUUGGUUGUUGUAGGGGGUUGGUUGGUGCUCCUGGACAGUACAGGGAAAAUUGACAAUCUUUUAGCCUGUAUUAUUGAGCAAAUAAAGAUGCAUUGUAAACUCCUUGCUGCAAUUGAAGAUGAGUGAUUCUGAUUGUUUUUGAUAUCUAUGCUGUCUCCGUCGGAUGCACGUCGAAGCUAUGGUCACGUGUGUAUCACGUGAAGUGGCAAUACCAACUAAUGGAGGUGUAUUGUUG
Messenger RNA from Monascus purpureus, 6976 nucleotides. NCBI's taxonomy places the organism in Eukaryota, Fungi, Ascomycota, Eurotiomycetes, Eurotiales, Aspergillaceae. The record is from the annotation of a GenBank genome assembly.